Messenger RNA from Myzus persicae (green peach aphid), 3010 nucleotides. RefSeq names its product chondroitin sulfate synthase 1-like. The record is from RefSeq and is a predicted model, not a curated record. Gene Ontology annotation, cellular component: Golgi cisterna membrane. Gene Ontology annotation, molecular function: glucuronosyl-N-acetylgalactosaminyl-proteoglycan 4-beta-N-acetylgalactosaminyltransferase activity. The coding region runs from base 1 to 2769 and encodes 922 amino acids. The transcript is spliced from 6 exons. Lineage: Eukaryota; Metazoa; Arthropoda; Insecta; Hemiptera; Aphididae.
AUGGCCACCUCGACAGACACCGAACACCGCGACCACCACCGUCACCACCACUACGGCCGUCCGGCGCUAUCGCGGCCACCGCAGCAGCAGCAACAGCAAUACCACUAUGCGUACAAAACUGUGGCCAAGAAACAACGGUCGUCGUCGGCCGGUGGCAAGAAGAAAUCGACCGGCAAUCGUAGGCGACGUCUGACGCACGUGUUGGCCGGCAUCAUUCUUGGACUGUUUGUCGGCUACACGUUCGGCGGAUCGUACGGCCGAUUCCGGUUAUACGCCGGUUGCGGCGGUGGCGGUGGCGGAGUCAGUAGCGAUGGCGGCCGGCCCGGCGUGCUGCGGCCGCUGCAGCAAUCGUCGCAGGCCCACGACGGCGACGACGAUAGUGGUGGCGGUGGAGCGAGACCUAUGGCUAGCGGUGGGGAAGCCGGAGGUCCACCCGAAUCGUUACUGUUCGUCGGUGUGAUGACGGCCAACCGGUACCUGGCCACCAGGGCGGCCGCGGUUCACGGCACGUGGGCACGUCGUGUGCCUGGCCGCGUGGUGUUUUACAGCUCGGAAACGUCGGUCCAACCGCCGGGCGCGGCCGACCUGCCGCUCGUCCGUUUGCCCACGGUGGACGACUCGUACCCGCCGCAGAAAAAGUCGUUCCUGAUGCUGCAGCACAUGUGGGACAACUACGGAGGCGCAUACGAGUGGUUCAUGCGGGCUGACGACGACGUGUACGUGCGUCCCGACCGGCUGGCAGCGCUUCUCCGGUCCGUCGACAGCCGUAAACCGGUGUUCAUCGGACAGGCUGGCCGUGGCAACCAGGAGGAGUUCGGUCUGCUCAGCCUCGAGUACGACGAAAACUUCUGCAUGGGAGGGCCCGGCGUCAUCAUGAGCCGCGAGACCCUGGCCAGGGUGGUGCCGCACAUCAAACACUGCCUGAAGAACCUGUUCACCACGCACGAGGACGUCGAGCUUGGCCGGUGCGUGCAAAAGUACGCGGGCGUGUCGUGCACGUGGUCCUACGAGAUGCAAACUAUUUUGUACCACAACUCCAGUGGCCGCGAUGCGUUCACUGGAAAUUUGAAACAGAAAGAAGUGCACCGAGCAAUUACUCUCCAUCCUGUCAAACAGCACACUCACAUGUAUAGGAUACACAACUACAUGAAGGGUCUCGAGCUACAGGAAAUACACCAGAAGAAGAUCCUGUUGCACCGGGACGUACGAUCCAUGAUCGAUCAACUGAACAGCGAGCACCCGCGACCGUCCAACGAGUUCCGGCUGACCGGCGACUCGAAACAACUGUUCGCGUCCCGGCCGGGAAGUCCGAAUUACUUGGGCGACCCAGAUCUGUUGGGACUUCCGCCGGGCCUGAACAAGUAUAGGCCGCGCAAGGUGGCGGACGUCAUCAAAUGGGACUUCAUAUCGAAGGCUUGGUACUCGGACACGGAUGCGAAUCCCAGGCGUCGGAUCGACUCGUACACGAAAGAAGGACUCGAUGACGUCGUCCGGGAGGUGAUGGAUCUGAUAAAUAAAUUUUCCAAGCAGCGCGGUCGGGUGAUCGAUUUUAAAGAAAUAUUUUAUGGUUACCAGAGGGUGAAUCCAUUGUUUGGAGUGGAUUACAUGUUAGACAUGUUACUGAUGUACAAGAAAUACAGGGGAAAAAAGAUGACCGUUCCAGUGCGGCGGCACGCAUACCUCCAACAGCAGUUUACCGGUUUCGAAGUGCGCGAAGUACUUGACGGGUCGGAAGUGAAGCUCAUUACGCAGCAACAGGACGCCGAAGCGUACGACAACGACGACGACGACGCGGCGGGAAGUCCGUCCAGGGACAUUGCGGACAACGGGAUGGUCCGGGUGCAGGAUGGGCCGCCGGCUAAGCGUCGGGCGGACAGCCGAGCCAAGACGGUGCACUUCGUGCUGCCGCUGUUCAACCGGCUGGCCACGUUUGCCCGGUUCGUAGACAACUACGAGUCGGUGUGCCUGGCGAACGGCGAACGCGUCACGCUGACAGUGGUCCCGUUCGGGCAGGCCACAGCGGACGGGGCGGCCGCCGCGGUGGCACAGCUCGCGGGCCGUCACCCGGACGCCCGGCUCACCGUGCUGCCGGACCCCGGUGUCCCGUUCGCCCGGGCGGCCGCGCUGCACGCGGGCGCCGUCCACGCGGCCGGUCCGCCGCCGGACGACCUACUGUUCUUCGUGGACGUGGACAUGCUGUGGACUGCCGCGACACUGGACCGCGUUCGGCUGAACACUGUUCGCGGCCACACCGCGUACUUCCCGAUCGUGUACAGCGAAUACGAUCCCGUGGUGGUGUACGGCCGGGCGGCCGGGUCCCCGAACCACUUCCUGGUCAACCAGGACACCGGAUAUUGGCGGCAGUACGGGUUCGGCAUCGUCAGCGCAUACGCUACGGACCUCGCGGCAGCCGGCGGGCUAGACACUUCCAUCAGGGGCUGGGGCAACGAGGACGUGGACCUGUACGAGAAGUUUGUGCGGUCGCGAACCGCGGCGUCUGUGUUUCGUGCCGCCGACCCGGAUCUGGUGCACGUCUACCACCCGGUCGAGUGCGACGCCGGAUUGCCAGAGCCCAAAGCCCGGAUGUGCGCCAACACCAGGUUCGAGACGUACGGCAACGUGGACCAGUUCGCCAACAUCAUCUACAGGAACCGGGACGCGGUGUACGAAUUCGCCGCCAGAAGGCUGCGCAAUGAGUCGAUUGCCGCGACUGCACGGCCGCCGCCGCAGCAGCCCGCUUCGGUGUCGGCGCCGCGGCCUCGAGUUUAAUAUAUUUAUUACGUUAAAUGUUAAUUACUAUUUCAACAAUAAUAUAGUACUUGGCACACUAUUGUUUAUCAUUUUUUUGAUUGUAAACGAACAAAAACGGCGAUUCGCGUCGUGAUCUCAAGUCGAUCGAGAAAAUCGUGUCUCUCUUUUUUUUUACCUCUCGCUCUCUAUAUGUAUAUAAAUAUAAUGUAUAAAACGUAUCGUGAUAUUAUUAUAAUACCCUUAAUAUGAUAUCAUUAUU